Messenger RNA from Tripterygium wilfordii, 3746 nucleotides. RefSeq lists its product as uncharacterized. The transcript is spliced from 7 exons. The record is from RefSeq and is a predicted model, not a curated record. Gene Ontology annotation, molecular function: DNA binding; zinc ion binding. Lineage: Eukaryota; Viridiplantae; Streptophyta; Magnoliopsida; Celastrales; Celastraceae. The coding region runs from base 228 to 3458 and encodes 1076 amino acids.
UACUCUACUCCUUUAAGCCUGCACCUGCAGCCGACUGCCUCUCUCUCUCUCUCUCUCUCUCCUCUUCUCUCUCUUAAAUUAUGGGUUUAAUUGAUUUUUUGGUAUCUCCUACCUGAAAGUAGAAGUAGUGCUGUUGUAUUUGGGUAGUGAGAAGAAGAAUCAAAGUCCCACGGAUUUGGGAGACGAGACACAAAAGGAUUGCCUGCUAAACAGUUAGUCUAACAAGGAUGAAUGUAGAUAGUCAAAAUAUUGAACCGGUGACUGAUUUGAGUCUUUCUUUGGGUUAUUCGAAUCAAUGCAUGCAGAGAAGAUUGGACAGUGAAUCAGGUGCAGGUGCAAAUGCAGUUUCCACGGUAGAUGUGACCUUUCUAGCGACUGAUCCCCUAUCUGAAUUAGUUUGGUCUCCACAGAAAGGUCUGAGUCUUAAAUGUGCUGAUUGCAGCUUCUCUGAGAAAAAAGACUGUGUGUCGUGGGCUGCUGGUCCUAGCAAUGCAGUUGCCACACCAUAUCAAACAUCUGCAGCUGUGAAAUAUUGUGAUGAAGGACCUCGUGAAGAUAAUGUCAUCCCAUUAUCAUUACCAUAUAAUGAGAGGGGUGAAGAUGCUGGGAGAGAUACCCUUGCCCACCUGCCUAGCUCGAGUCAUGAAUACAAGACAGGAAAUGAUGAUAGUAUGGAUGAAAAGAACAAAGUAUUUAGAAUGCCUAUUGAGCGUGCUAGUCAGGAGGACGAUCUAAUGAACGAUAAAGGAAAAGAAAUAUUUUUUCCACUACUCAAUUUUCAAGUGACCGAAGCAUCGAAAUCUAGAGAAAGCAAUUUUUUAAGUUCACCAGAUAAGCAAUUGAAAGUUGUAGCAGAAAAUGACCCAUCGCCUGGCAAGCCUAUUGGCGGAAGAAAUGAUAUGGCUAGUGUGGAUCAGCCAUUAGAAAUGGGAACUGUUUUGGCCUUGGAAGUCAACUCUUGGGAUGACUGUGAAGCUUAUGGUACUUCAUCAUUCAAUAUAGAGGCUCCAGGAAGAGGAGAUCCCAAAUCAUCUUCUCUCAUGGGAAAAGAAACUAAUGAUAAGACAAAGAGAACUUAUUCUCCUUCUAUUUGUCCUCGAGAAAAACUUGAGUCAACUGCUGAGAAUAAUAUUCAAUCUGUAAUCAGUCAAAAUGCUGGUGGGACGCAUGAAGUCAAAAUCAAUUUGCAAAUGAAAGAAGAGAUUCUUCUGAAAGACAAGGAUUCUGUUAAACAUUCUUGCAUGAGCAGUAGGAUUCAAAAGCAUCAAAGGAAAGGCAAGGCUAAGGCUUUAUCUGAUGUAGAUGUUAAUGAAAGAAUGUCGAAUGAGAAUGAUGACAGCCAUGAGAGCGUUGAAAGCUGUAACAGUGCAGGGCUAUUUUCAACAGGGAAAAAACGUUGGAGCUUUGAACAUCAGUCGAUUUCAGGAAGUAAAAGAGUGAAAAGGCAAUUUGAAGAAAGUCCUGGCUCUUCAUCAUGCCUCAAACAGGACAGCUCCUUCCUGAAUUGGAUCUCAAAUAUGAUGAAAGGGUUAAAAUCAAGUCAUGAUGAGUCACCUUCACUUACUCUUUCCCUUACUCAAUCCACUCACAGACGUGAGCAUCGCGUUCAAAAGCUUCUUACAUGCGACAGAACACAGGAUCCUGGGAGUAAAACUAUAGGUUUUCAAUCUAUUUUUCAGUCAUUAUAUUCUCCAAGGACUAAGCCUCAGGAAACAACUAUGUUGAAUGGAAGCUAUCAAGCAGGAGAAAGAUCUAAUGAAGCUGAGCUGGCUAAUAAAGCAUGUGACAUUAACGCUAAGCCGAUUGCCUGUUUUCGGUUAAAUGAUAACUUCUGCAAUCAACUUAUGCAAUCAAAUGAGAAGCCCAAAGAUUCUGCAUCAAUGAGUGGAGAAGCUCCUGUAAGCCAGCUUAAGAGUAUGCCCUUAAGUUUUUCUGCGAGUCAGGAAGACAGCAAGAUGAUCUCCGUGGAGAAAAAAACUUGUCACAAUUUGACUACUGUGAUGGAGAAUGAUGGAAGGAGCUCGAAUUCCUCUCACAGUAAAUCUAAAGCAUUCAAUGUUGACACUAUUGACCCUGGAUUGUCAUCCAAAGUAAAACCAACUCAAUAUAGAGGUGAUUCUUUAUCAAGCUUGUGGAUAACACGGUUAACUCCUAAAACUUCUGGUCCCCCGCAAACCUUGGAUUCUUUCACCCUAAAUAGAGUAAGAGCUCUUGAGUCGACAUGUGGCACUAUGAAUUUUCCUCAAUACCAAAAUCGUAUUUGUUCUUUCAAUGAGAACAAUGUUGUGGAGAUUAAAGAGCACUGUGCUGAAGAUCAACCAGUCAUUGCAGAAAAAGAAUUGGAGAAUUAUGUUGAUAGUACUGAUUGUUUCAAUAGGGGCAAAGGCCCAAAUGAUCAGAUGUUUAUUUCCAAGAAAAAUCACAUUUCUCCGUCUACGAGUGUCAGAAAUUCGAAGGCAACGGCUUCUGUCUUUUCCAGGAGAUUAGAUACCCUCAAACAGAUAAUUCCACUGGAUGGAAGGGACAAUGCCAUUUGUGCAACCUUGACCUGUUUCUUUUGUGGCAUAAUAGGUCACCAUUUACGAGAUUGUCCACAAAUAACGAAUGCUGAGCUCCAAGAUCUUCUGAAGAAUACACAUUCAUAUGAUGCAGAAGAAUAUUCCAGUUUGUGUCUUAGGUGUUUCCAGACUGGUCAUUGGGCUGUUGCUUGUCCUAAUUCAUCCUCAAGCGAACAAUAUAAAUCAAAAUAUGGAGACUCAUUUGUCAAGAAUUACAUUCUUAGAGAAACGCAGCUUAAUAUGAAAAAUGAGGGAAGCCAAAAGCUGUUGGAUGGUAAAGACAGCCAAUUUCAAGCUACUGGUACUCAUGCAGGUGGCGACAAUGACUUAAAAACAAAGACUGAUCAUAAUAUGAACUUGACUUUGUAUGAUGUGGCCACCUCUGAUAAAAUGCGAACUGUUGCAGUAAAGAGAACCGAUGCUUCAAGUUCUGGCGAAAACAAGUUGAAGAGAAAUCAUAUUGUGCCACUGGGCAAUGUUGUCAGCUGGCAGGUUUCAGAUGCACCAAAAGGAAUUUUUGAUGCUGUGAGAAGCCUUCGUUUGUCAAGGAUGAACAUUCUCAAAUGGAUGAGCUCCCAAAUGCCAAUCCCAUCCCUUCAUGGCUUUUUCCUGCGGUUGAGACUGGGGAAGUGGGAGGAAGGACUAGGGGGAACUGGAUACUACGUGGCUUGCAUAACUGGUGUACAGAGAGAUGGUUCAACUGGGAAUUCCAGACACUCUGUCUCUGUGAGUGUUGGUGGCAUUAAGUGUUUGGUUGAGAGCCAAUAUAUCUCCAACCAAGAUUUCCUUGAGGAUGAGCUCUUGGCUUGGUGGUCCAUGAUAUCGAGGGAUGGUGGUAAGAUUCCUUCUGAAAACAAUUUGAGACAGAAGGUGGAGGAGAAGAAAAUGCUAGGCUUUUAGGCAACUCAUGGAUUCUGGGGCUGUUUGGUAAAAUUUUGCAUAAAGUUAAUUUUAAAUUUCGAUUUGCACAAAUGCAAAUACAACAGAUGAUUACUACAAGAAAUCUCAAACAAAGUUGAGGUUUCUUCUCUUGUAUAUAAAAUUGUAUGGUCUGUCUUCUCCUUUGUUUUGCUAUUUACACUUUCAACAACAAAUGUGAAUUUCUGUAGUGGAGUGUAUAAUUAAUGAACAUCCUGAAUGAUAAUAGAAGUUGAAAGAUAUUGACAAUUUACAUUCCUUCAUGCUCAA